Molecule: messenger RNA, 4029 nt
Organism: Tachysurus fulvidraco (yellow catfish)
Lineage: Eukaryota; Metazoa; Chordata; Actinopteri; Siluriformes; Bagridae
Gene: bmpr1bb
Product: bone morphogenetic protein receptor, type IBb
Exons: 14
Coding region: 504-2138 (544 amino acids)
Biological process (GO): protein phosphorylation; cellular response to growth factor stimulus; BMP signaling pathway
Cellular component (GO): signaling receptor complex; plasma membrane
Molecular function (GO): ATP binding; transforming growth factor beta receptor activity, type I; SMAD binding
Source: RefSeq, a predicted model, not a curated record
CCGCUUCGCGCGCGCGACCAACAGUUCAGGGAAAGCAAAGCAAAGCGAAAGGCUGUAUGACUUUAGAAGAGGCUCCUGAACAACCGACUCGUCUCCAUUGAACGCAGCGUCCUGUGGUGUAUCUAAUGUUGCGUCCUGACAGACCGAGAGCUGAGGACAAUCCUUUAAGACAAGCGCGUGCUGAGAUGUCCUGCAGCUUGUUGCCCUGGCCGAGGCUCCCAUAAUUCAAUCAAGUGCUUGGUUUUGCCCUCAGAUGAGCCAUUGUGUGGACUAAGAACAACCUCAAGGGCACAGUGUGGCAUCAGGCCAUGUGGAGAUCAGCAGAGAAAAGAUAACUUCACGGCAUUAGUCACACCAAUGGACACAGCAGGCAGAGUAUCGCGUCUGCCGAGCUAGACGAUAUUCUCCAGUAAUCUGAUAAGAAGCCCAGCUAGGCCAUCAGUGUGGAGUAGCAAAGGAGAAAGUGCAGCGGGCGUGUGUGGCGGGCAGAGUUUUGGCUGGAGAUGCACACACUCAUGCCCCAGUUGUUGGAACCGGUUUCCGAAGGUUCUUUGAUGGCCCGGCUGCUUUCACUUCUGCUUCUGCUGGGAUUCAGCUCUGACUUCACUCAUGCGAACGUGCUGGACGCAAUGCUGUUGAGGAAUUCCGGGAAGGUGACGCUGGAUAGCCGAAAGGAGGACGGUAGGAGCUCGGUGCCUGUGGUUCCUGAGAGGACUCUGUGGUGUCACUGUUACCACCACUGUCCAGAGGACUCUGUUAACAACACCUGCAGAACUGAUGGCUACUGCUUCACCAUGGUGGAGGAGGAAGAGGGCGGCCCCCCAACACUCACCUCAGGCUGUUUGGGUUUGGUGGGCUCUGAAUUUCAGUGCAGGGAUACUGGGAAUUCCCGUUUGAGGAGGGCGCUGGAGUGCUGUACCGACCAGGACUACUGCAACCGAGACCUUCACCCAACCUUGCCGCCUAUUAACACCCCAAACUACGUGGACAACAGCAUCCACCAGAUGGCUCUGUUCAUCUCCAUAGCAGUGUGCAGCAUUAUCCUCAUCUUUAUCAUUGUGUUCUGUUACUUCAGGUACAAGCGGCAAGAGCUGAGGCCUCGGUAUACUAUAGGUUUGGAGCAGGAUGAGACAUACAUCCCUCCAGGAGAGUCUCUGAAGGACCUGAUCGAGCAGUCGCAAAGUUCAGGCAGUGGCUCAGGACUUCCCCUGCUGGUGCAGCGCACCAUAGCUAAGCAGAUCCAGAUGGUGAAGCAGAUCGGAAAGGGACGCUACGGGGAGGUGUGGAUGGGACGCUGGAGAGGUGAAAGGGUGGCUGUCAAGGUGUUCUUCACCACUGAGGAGGCCAGCUGGUUCAGAGAGACCGAGAUUUACCAGACCGUCCUCAUGAGGCAUGAGAAUAUACUAGGCUUCAUUGCAGCAGACAUAAAGGGAACAGGUUCAUGGACGCAGCUCUACCUGAUCACAGACUACCACGAGAGCGGCUCUCUGUACGACUACCUCAAAUCCACCACGCUAGAUACACGGGCGCUCCUACGACUGGCGUACUCAGCCGUCUCAGGGCUCUGCCACCUGCACACUGAGAUAUUUGGCACACAGGGCAAGCCAGCCAUCGCCCACCGUGACCUCAAGAGUAAGAACAUUCUGGUGAAGAAGAACGGCACAUGUUGCAUCGCCGACCUCGGCCUAGCCGUCAAGUUCAUAAGUGACACCAAUGAGGUAGACAUUCCUCCUAACACACGAGUGGGCACCAAGCGCUAUAUGCCCCCAGAGGUACUGGACGAAACCCUGAAUUGCAAUCACUUUCAGUCCUACAUCAUGGCUGACAUGUACAGCUUUGGCCUGAUCCUGUGGGAGAUCGCCAGGAGAUGUGUGUCAGGAGGGAUUGUGGAGGAGUAUCAGUUGCCUUACCAUGACCAGGUACCUACGGACCCGUCCUAUGAAGAUAUGAGAGGAGUGGUGUGUAUAAAGAGACAGCGUCCCUCUUUUGCCAACCGCUGGGCAAGCGAUGAGUGCUUGAGACAGAUGGGCAAGCUGAUGAGUGAAUGCUGGGCGCAUAACCCAGGCUCCCGCCUCACCGCCCUCAGGGUGAAGAAAACUCUGGCUAAAAUGUCUGAGUCGCAGGACAUUAAACUGUGAGGGACGCUCAGAUCGCUCCAACAGACUCAGAGAAAAGUGGUGGAGGUGGGACAGCCGUCUCACUCCUCUCCGCUCCAGGCCGAGCGACAGGCUCCCGGCGGCCUCAUUCUGCUUUCUGUGAAAGCAACCAGCCAGCAGAGCACAGGACAGGUUGCCCCCCCUGCUGGUGCAUACUAGAGAAAUCCUCCUCCCAUGCUGACACCCGGGACAGACGGGACACGGAGCACUGCCCGUCGCACCCUCACCUACAGCCUUUUAUUUCAUGUCACACCUUUCUGCUAUGGUUCUGUCGCCUUUUUUUAUUUAAUGUUGUUUUAUCAUUUUCACUGAAAGGUAAGAUAUGCUUUGAUGAAAAAGGUUGAAAAAACUAAGGUCAUAAAAUAAUUUCCUAUAUUUUUGUCCUUCCAUUUCACUGAUAUUAACAAGAGGGUUAUGACAGAUAUCAUAUCACAGUACUUGAAGACUGGAGACAUAGUGUAUAUAUACAGUAUAUAUUUCCUUGCAGUUCAUGUGACAUCACACUGUAUAAUCACCGUAUACAAUACAAUACUUGAUAUUGACUUAUCUUCCCUAUAAUGACAAAUUCUGGAGAAACAUUCUGUGAUCCUUUAACGCACCCAGACACUUCGCUUCUGUCCUCUCUGAUGCACUCAAGAAUAGCGAGCGAAAUUUUCUAGGGUGUCUGGAAAGUCAGGGUCCAGCGGGAACAUGUAGAGCAAAAACCAUAAUACGAGGCAUAAAGGUGCAUAAGACACAUGUUGUAAAUAAUAAAUAUAAAAUUAACUAUUUUACUCUCAUAGGACUUUUCAGACACUCUGAAUCAGGAAAAUUUGCCAGUCUGUUUUAUUGGCUAAAUCAAAGUACUGUUAAUCAUCUUCCGAAGUGUGAAAAAUGACAAGGCCGAAACACAAGGAAAUAUUAUGUUCGCUGGAUUUUAAAAAAACUCUCAGACACUCAACUACUGUGACUAACAGUGGAGUCGGUCAGUAUUACCGAGGUACGGACUGUUCGUACUCUAGUUCAGUGUAAAUGUGCAUUGUGAUGCAAUAUAAUUUAAUAUCACUACAUUACCCAGCCCUACGCUUUUAUUGAGGUUAAUUAAAGUAACGAUGCAGACGAUACCUACUGUAGGCAUUUUUGUUACCUUUCAGGCCAUUUGUGUUUGCCCUGUACAUAACUGUAACCCAAAAUAUGAAUGUAAAUAGUGAUAUCGAAAUGUAUUGUUAAUUAUGGAUUGACUAAGAAUUAUUUUUUUUUGUGUUUCCAUUAAGGGACUCUGUUUUGGUUUGUGUCUUAUUUAACAUGUACAUUUAUUAUGUGAAUUAUAACGGCGAACUGACUGAAAGACAACACGGCAACAGUUGUGAAAGUUUUGUCAGCUUUGUUUCACUCUUUAAAUGUCUAGUUAGGGGUGUUUCUCCCGUUCCUGUAGGAAGGCUUGGUGGACCUGCUGGUUGUUUGAAGGCAGAGAUGAUCACGUCAUGGUUACGGUGUUCAUCAGUGUUCCAGUGUCCUCCAGGGUUAAAAGGAACAUCAGAUCUGAGGAUGUUCAUCUGGCAUCGCUUGGCACUAGAUAUGCCUGCUUCGUAACAGCCUCUUGUGUCACUGUGUGAUGGGCAGGAAACUGUGUGGUUUUUAUGCAUAGCAGAGGUCUAUGAACCGGGCUGUUUUCAACCAUGACUGAUGACGUUUUCUUCCACCUGGAUCUCAUUAGGUAAAUGUACACACUGUGAUUGGCAAAUACCUCAGUGCACGAGCUGUAUUGUUGGCCACAGGUUUGCUGUAAAAUUACACGUAUGUGUAUUUCUCCUCUUCACCAGUAUGUAUGUAAAUGGAGUAUGUAUCAGGUUAACAUUCCCAUUCCCCUUUAAUAAAAUGUUUAAAAGUCCUA